Molecule: messenger RNA, 855 nt
Organism: Choloepus didactylus (southern two-toed sloth)
Lineage: Eukaryota; Metazoa; Chordata; Mammalia; Pilosa; Megalonychidae
Product: guanine nucleotide exchange factor subunit RIC1-like
Exons: 3
Source: RefSeq, a predicted model, not a curated record
AUGCCCCACGGAGCCAGCGGCACUGCGGUCUGCUUCUGUGGGAAAACAUCAGCAGACACUGAGGACUCCGGGACGGCCCACGAUGGCGUCGUCGGCUCGGGAACGCUGGGCUCUGGCUCCGGCUCUGACGCUGACUCGCUGCGAGGCCUUGGCGUGGCACCUCCCUGCUCUGGGCCUCAGUUUCUCCAUCCGUCAAAGGAGGGGGUUAUAACGGAGGACAAGCUCAUGGAGAGCUGCGUGCCAGCCCCAGAUGGAGCCAGGCUGACCCAACCGCAGCAGCCCUGGGCUCCGAACAAACCAGUGCACGAUGCCCACCCUCCACGCCUGCUGACCUCGGCGGGUGGGCAGGUAACAGCCACAGAGCCGUACACCCCCAUCCACCCAUCCAUCCACCCAUCCACCCAUCCAUCCAUCCACCCACCCAUCCAUCCAUCCAUCCAUCCACCCAUCCAUCCACCCAUUCAUCCACCCAUCCAUCCAUCCAUCCAUCCAUUCAUCCACCCAUCCAUCCACCCAUCCAUCCAUCCAUCCAUCCAUUCAUCCACCCAUCCAUCCAUCCACCCACCCAUCCAUCCAUCCAUCCAUCCACCCAUCCAUCCAUUCAUCCACCCAUCCAUCCAUCCAUCCAUCCAUUCAUCCACCCAUCUACCCAUCCAUCCACCCAUCCAUCCAUCCACCCAUCCAUCCAUCCAUCCAUCCACCCAUCCAUCCAUCCAUCCAUCCACCCAUCCAUCCACCCAUCCAUCCAUCCAUCCAUCCAUUCAUCCACCCAUCUACCCAUCCAUCCAUCCAUCCAUCCACCCAUCCAUCCAUCCAUCCACCCAUCCAUCCACCCAUCCAUCCAUCCAUCCACCC